Molecule: messenger RNA, 818 nt
Organism: Helianthus annuus (common sunflower)
Lineage: Eukaryota; Viridiplantae; Streptophyta; Magnoliopsida; Asterales; Asteraceae
Product: auxin-responsive protein SAUR71
Exons: 1
Coding region: 74-577 (167 amino acids)
Biological process (GO): response to auxin
Source: RefSeq, a predicted model, not a curated record
UUAUAUUCAAACUUAUCCCAACUCUCCCCACCUCACCACCCACUCCCUCCAACAGCCGCUUCAAACCUCUCCGAUGCCACCUCCGGCCAAAACCCGCAACAAAAUCCGCCAAAUCGUCCGCCUCAAACACGCCAUUCAACGCUGGCGCCACCGCUGCAUCACCACCGCCUCCUUCACCUCCACCUCCACCUCCGACUCCGACUCCGAAACCGAAACCGAACGCCGCCGCACACCGUCCGCCGGAACCCUAGCCGUCUACGUCGGCUCAGAACGACACCGUUUCGUCAUUCCGACUCGCUUCCUCAACCUACCGGUGUUCUUAUCCUUACUCAAGAAAGCCGAAGAAGAAUUCGGAUUCCAAACAACCGGCGGAUUAGUUAUUCCUUGUGACGUCACUUUUUUCAAGAGGUUGUUGCAGGUUUUGAAUCGAGACGAUAACGGAUUAUCGAAGCUUGAUUUGGACGAUUUCACGGCGAUGUUUGCCGAUUUGAAUAUCGAUUCUACCGCUCAUUGUAAGGAUGUUAAUGUUAACGAUUUUUCUAACGGUUUCAAUCUGUCACAGAAAGCUAGGGUUUGAAAUUUGAAAUGUGAAAUAACCGCUUGUGUGAUGUCACAGGUUCGUUAUUCGUAUCCUCUGUUUUUUUUUUGUUAAUUUGGGGGUAUGGUUAUGGUUAGGUUAUGCAUCCUUGGGCUCAAUUGGUUGUUGAUGUAUGGUUGAUUGGGUUCUAAUGAGAUGUUGUUUCUGGUCAUUGUUGUUUUGAGUAGUGAAAUUUUGUUGUGGUAAUGGUGGUUGAUGAUGAAUGUUUAGCUUUCUCUUG